UUUAUAGAAAACAGAAAAAAUAAAUAAAUAUGUUUCGUCUUCAAAAUUGUUCAUAGCUGUUGGAAAAAUUGUUACUUUAUAUAUCUGGUUGCCGCUCUGUCUCUACAACUCCCACCCAUCUUUUCAAUAUAUCCAAGAAUUUCUUUGUUUAAAAAAGAUAAAAGAAGAAAAGACGGUGAAGAUAUUUGGAAAAGCCAUUCUUUCUCUCAUUAGGGUUUCUGAAAUACUCACCUGUUCACUUGUCCUAUUCGUUUUCUUCUGAAUCCCCAGUCCAUUGGACCUAAGUAGCGUCGUUUUUCCGUCUGGUUCAGAUUAUCUAGGAGUUCGGGCUUUUGAUCUGUGAAUUUUCAUAUGUGUUUGAGUGAAUCGGACUUUUCUAGCCCUAGAGUUUGAAAAUGAUGUGUGAAGUGGUGGCAAUUGACGGCGGAGAUAACCCAAGUGGCCGGAAAUCCAACGACCAAGAUCGAGUGAGGAAGACCCAGAAGCGAAAGAGGGCUAGCUUGAGCCCAGAAUAUUUGGGACUUGAGGCAAAAGAGGUUCAGAUUGGAUCUUUUCGCAAACAACUUGAUGGGUUGUUUGGUUUCUACAAGGAAGUGAUGGGUCAGAGAGUCGAUUUGGAUGUGAAGCAAUGUGGUAACAAUAUGAAUUCGGUCAUUGGGGCUUUGAUCGAAGAGAGUGGGCUGCCAUUGUCGAAGCUUGUUGAGGAGGUUUUCGAGAAGGUCAAUAACGGAAAUGAGGCUUUUGGCAAUGUGACUUUGGCCUAUGUGAAGAGCAUUGUGCUCUUUGUUGGACAAAGAGUGAUGUACGGUGUGCCGAAUGUUGAUGCUGAUGUGUUGGAGGACGAGUCCGAGUCGUGUCUUUGGUGUUGGGAGACAAGGGAUGUAAAGUUGAUGCCAGCACCUGUGCGCGGAGUGUUGAAUAUUAGGCGCACUUGUCGAAGAAAGAUCCAUGAGAGGAUUACUGCGGUUUCUGCAAUGGCAAUGGCAUUACAAAAGCCAGAGAGCGAUCAAAAUUACAUACAUGACCUGAUGAAGGCAUCCGAACAGCUUGAUAAAGCGCUGUGCGAGGCAAAGAUCCGCUCAUUAAUGGAUCGCUUAUCAGUGAAAAAUGGUGCAGACAUUGCAAAGAAAGAGGCUAAAAGAGAAGAAAAAUUAUUAAUCAAACAAAUGGAGAGAGAUAAACGAGUGUCUGAGAAAGAGAAAAAAAGAUUGGAUCGUGAACGUCAAAAGGAAGAAUGGUUAAGUGAGAAGGAGCUAAAGCGGCUUCAAGGAGAGUCAGAAAAAGAUGAAAAGCGUCGUGAAAAAGAAGAGUCUGAAAUGAGGAAACUGCAGAGGAAGCAGCAAGAAGAUGCUGAAAAAGAACAACGCCGUCGAGAAAAAGAAGAAGCUGAGUUGAAAAAGCAACUAUCCAUAAAAAAGCAAGCUUCAAUCAUGGAACGUUUUGUCAAAAGAAACAAAAUCAUCGUGGCAUGCCAGAGUGACCAAUUUCCAACUAAAGCAACUAUGUCUGAUUUGUUGAGUAAAAACAGUGAAAAUAUGCAUGAGGUAGUCACCCAGUCAAUGGAUCAUACUCUUUCAUCUAAUGAGGAGAUUGUUGCUGAGGAUAUCCGCAGGUUGCACAUGUCUUCCUGGCGCCACUUAGGCCAUUCUAUUCGGUCAAACAGAAACCAACACUGGGGCAUACGGCAGAAGCCUAAGACUGAACUAUUUAAGGAACUUAAGCUCACAACCAGUAAAGGACUAGUUCGUGGUGAUGAUUUAAGUACAGAGAAACUUGUAGAUAGAUGGAGAGAACAUGUUUCCGAUGAUAAAUCAUGUCAGGCUAAUACAGAUUUUUCUCUUACUGAUGUUAAAAAGUACAAACGGGGAAAGCAGUUGCUACAAUUUGAUAAGAGCUGUAGACCUGCAUUCUAUGGUAUAUGGCCUAAGAAAAGUCAUGUUGUUCGACCCUGUCACCCUUUUAGGAAGGACCCGGACUUGGAUUAUGAUGUGGAUAGCGAUGAGGAGUGGGAAGAGGAGGAUCCUGGUGAAAGCCUGUCUGAUUGUGAUAAAGACGAUGAAGAGGAAAGCUUAGAAGAGGGGUGUUCAAAAGCUGAUGAUGAAGAUGAAAGUGAAGAUGGCUUUUUUGUACCUGAUGGAUAUCUCUCAGAAAACGAGGGAGUACAAGUUGACAGGAUGGAAACUGAUAUAACAUAUGAGGAGACCAGAAUCUCACCUAGUUUUACGCAAGAUUUAGAGAGCGAGAAAUUCUCUAUUUUGCUUCGACAGCAAAAAUAUUUAGGAAAUUUGACUGAACGCUCUCUUCAGAAAAAUCAGCCUUUAAUUAUAUCAAAUUUGAUGCAUGAGAAGGUCUCUUUGCUAACAGCUGAAGAUCUUAAUGGUAUUCUUAAGCUCGAACAGAUGUGCUUGCAAGCUCUUAGUAUGCACGUAUUUCCUGGCAGUUCACCUGUGGAGAUAUCAGUUGAUGGCUUACCAGAAGAAGACCAAGAAGUUUGCCUUUCAAAUGGCACGCCCUGUGUUAAAUCAAUUUCCUCUGUGACUGUUAUACCAGAAUCGGAUUUGCCUACAAUAGUGUCUGCCAUUCAGUCAUGCUCACAGGGCAUCAAUAAAGUGUUACAAACUUUGCAGAAAAAGUUCCCAGAUAUGUCGAAGUCUCAGUUAAGGAAUAAAGUGCGUGAGAUAUCAGAUUUUGCAGAUAACCGUUGGCAGGUGAAGAAAGAAAUUUUGGACAAAGUUGGCUUGUCAAUAUCUCCUGAAAAGAGAGCUGGGCAGACCAAGAGUAUUGCUGCAUUUUUCUCGAAAAGGUGCUUGCCGCCUACUGGUAAAUGUUUCAAUCCUAAUGAAAAGUCACCUCAGCCAGCUGUGAAGCCAGGUUGUUUUGGACAAGGGCAGCAGAGUUGCACAUAUGAACGCCCGUAGGUUGCUGUUUCGUUUUGUUUUUUCUUUUUGUAAUAUAUGGAAUGGAUUUAUGGGCUGUUUUUUCGGUCAAUAGCAUAGCAUGUAUCGGCUGCAGAUACCCAGAUUGUCCCAAUCCAAAUCCCAUAGAGGUUUGGUGUAAACUCUCUUUUUUUGUUUCAGAAAGUAAAACAGAUUCAAUAGGCUAGGAAUUUCUACU
This is a messenger RNA of Prunus mume (Japanese apricot), 3114 nucleotides long. RefSeq names its product chromatin assembly factor-1 (FASCIATA1) (FAS1) (gene FAS1). Gene Ontology annotation, biological process: nucleosome assembly. The record is from RefSeq and is a predicted model, not a curated record. Gene Ontology annotation, cellular component: nucleus; CAF-1 complex. NCBI's taxonomy places the organism in Eukaryota, Viridiplantae, Streptophyta, Magnoliopsida, Rosales, Rosaceae.